Anopheles marshallii is the source of this 792-nucleotide messenger RNA. RefSeq lists its product as uncharacterized. Lineage: Eukaryota; Metazoa; Arthropoda; Insecta; Diptera; Culicidae. The transcript has 4 exons. The coding region runs from base 1 to 792 and encodes 263 amino acids. The record is from RefSeq and is a predicted model, not a curated record.
AUGAAUGUGAUACAGUCCAAUAUUUCUACCACGAUCAGAAGCUUCAACAUUUCGGACGACAUCCGAAUCGAAGUGAAAAAGUUCCGCACCAAUGCGAGCAUCGAUGAGGUUGACAUCGAAGACGACGAGGAUGAUAUUUCCGUUAUUCAGAAAAUUCACAAAACGUUUGCCGAUCCGCACAGCACAACGUUCGAUCCGACCACGUUGAAAUCGAUCAUUGCACGGCUGGAUGAGAUUGAAAAGAAGCUGGAAAAUGUCGUGUACAUGAACCAACAGGCAGACGCGCUCGAGGCAGCCGCACGACAAACCGGAAUCGUUAGCUUACCUUCUGCGGGAGGCGUUAUUGUGGGCAGUACGGGCGACGAAGGGUUGGAGCUUAAGCUGGAACUCGAUUCCGACAGUGAGCUGAUCGGGGAAUUCAUCGAACAGGACGAACUGAAGCUAGUCGAGUUUCCCAUCAACCGAAUCGAGGAGCUGAAGGAGCUCGAGGAGUCCAUCACAUCGGACCAAGAGUCAUUCGUUUCGCUUGUUAAUUUCAUCGGCAGCACCGUACAAAAGUACAACCGCAAUCUAGAGCUGGUGCUGAAAGAUUUCAUCACAGAAUCACUUAUCAACGAGCUUGGCUACAGCACCACCAAGGAAUCGAUGCUAUCGUUCUACAUCUUCAAUCAGUUGCUGUACGAUAUCUGGAAAAAUGAUUACUCAACCAUAAACGACUACAACAACAAGCUGAAAAAUAUUGUAAUUAAAACGCAAAACCGAUUUUUGCGAUUAAACAAAAACAAAAAAUAG